Ilex paraguariensis (yerba mate) is the source of this 3904-nucleotide messenger RNA. The record is from the annotation of a GenBank genome assembly. Lineage: Eukaryota; Viridiplantae; Streptophyta; Magnoliopsida; Aquifoliales; Aquifoliaceae.
AUGGGGGAUGUUAUCAGUAAGGCAGCAAAUGGCGCUGGAGGUCUUCUUGGAAAAGCCUUUUCAGCUCCAAUCAAAGCUAUUUUUGGUGGAUCUUGUGAGGGAAUUUGUUCAGGAACAUGGGAUGUAACUUGUUUCAUUGAGCAUCUCUGUGUCUCCAAUCUGGCAAAAUUGUUGAUGGUUUUGGGGCUUUGCUAUAUAACUUUAUUGUUCUUCUACCUCUUGUUCAAGUUGGGGAUCUGCCAAUGCAUGGUAAAGAGUCUUUGUAAGAUGUGUUGGGCUGCAUGUGAGACAUACUGGUUCUCCUUGGAAGAUAUUACCUGUUUUUUAUGGCACAAGCUAAAGAAUGUCAAGCGGGUAAAUCGGCGUCGCCACCGUCACCGUCACUUUCGAGAUGUUGAGGGUGGUUAUAGCUCAAGUGGUGGAGCAGGUGAGUCUUUUGGUGAUGACACGAGUUUAAGGAUGAUUAGAAACAAUAAAUUAACGAGGCGUGGAAGAAAGAAUAGAUCACGAAGCUCAGCUAGUUUUUCUAGAGGUGGACAUGUCAAUCAUAGUGGCCGUCACCAUAACCACUUGAGGUUGAAGAGUAAGCAAGUGUCUGUUCAUGUUAAGGGCAGGUCUCACAGAUUAAAGAACUUAAGACAGCUUCAAGCAAGGCAGAUCUUUGCCUGGGAACUAUCUAUGGUCGCCUAUGAUUGCGAUCAGCGUGGGAUGUUGUUGUUCCUGCGAAUCGUUGAUUUUCUGCGUAUGGGCAACGCAUGUGGCAUUGAAUCUAGGAGUGGCGAGUACAACCCUUUCCCUGUAGCUCGGAGGGUGAAUUCCUUCCAAGCUGUUCCGAUGGAUGACGACAUGGAGGGUGGUAAUUUGGGGCCUUACCAGGACAGGCCAAGGACAUUCCCCAACAUGCGCACUAAACCUUACACACCAUUGGUCUUUCGUAUAUUCAUGAGAUUAAAUGUUCGAGUUAUUUUCGUGCUUCUACUCUUGGGCUUUGGUGCUAUUUUUUACAUUGGAGCUAGUACCUCUCCUGUCAUUGUAUUUGUGUUUUCUGUUUGCAUCAUCAGCUUUCUCUUCUCAAUAUAUCUCACCAAGUGGGUACUUAAGAAGGAUGAGGGACCUCCCGAGAUGGUUGAGAUAUCAGAUGCUAUACGUGAUGGAGCUGAAGGUUUCUUUAGGACACAGUACGGGUCUAUCUCUAGGAUGGCAUUCUUACUCGCGUUUGUGAUCCUUGUCAUAUAUCUAUUUCGUAGUACAACUCCCCAACAAGAAUCUUCUGGCUUAGGGAGGUCAACAUCUGCAUAUAUUACUGUUGCCGCUUUUCUCCUAGGGGCUCUAUGUUCUGGUAUUGCUGGUUAUGUUGGGAUGUGGGUGUCAGUACGUGCUAAUGUUCGAGUUUCAAGUGCUGCAAGACGAUCAGCCAGAGAGGCAUUGCAGAUAGCUGUUCGGGCUGGUGGUUUCUCUGCAAUAGUAGUUGUUGGUAUGGCUGUAAUUGGUGUCGCCAUCCUAUACUCCACAUUUUAUGUUUGGCUGGGGGUGGAUUCACCUGGUUCAAUGAAGGUUACUGAUUUGCCUCUUCUUCUGGUGGGAUAUGGUUUUGGAGCUUCAUUUGUUGCCCUUUUUGCUCAGUUGGGUGGUGGAAUUUACACAAAAGCAGCUGACGUUGGAGCUGACCUUGUUGGCAAAGUGGAGCAGGGGAUACCUGAAGAUGAUCCUCGUAAUCCUGCUGUCAUUGCGGAUCUGGUUGGAGACAAUGUGGGUGAUUGUGCAGCUAGAGGUGCUGAUUUGUUUGAAAGUAUUGCAGCAGAAAUUAUCAGUGCUAUGAUACUUGGAGGAACAAUGGCUCAGCGUUGCAAAAUCGAAGAUCCAUCCGGAUUCAUUUUGUUUCCUCUUGUUGUUCACUCAUUUGACCUGGUGAUAUCAUCCAUUGGAAUAAUUUCAAUACGGGGCACACGCGACACCGGUAUAAUUGCUGCUAUGGAAGAUCCAAUGACGAUUCUUCAGAAAGGAUAUUCUGUUACAAUAUUUCUAGCUGUUGUGACAUUUGGUGUGUCUACGCGAUGGAUGCUAUACACCGAACAAGCGCCUUCUGCCUGGUUGAACUUCGCUUUAUGUGGUUUGGUUGGAAUCAUGACAGCGUAUGCUUUCGUCUGGAUCACCAAGUACUACACCGACUACAAACACGAGCCUGUACGCACAUUAGCUCUUUCUAGCUCCACAGGACAUGGGACUAACAUUAUUGCUGGCAUCAGUUUGGGUCUGGAGUCCACUGCUCUUCCUGUCCUUGUCAUAAGCAUAGCUAUUGUUUCAGCUUUCUGGCUGGGUAAUACUUCAGGAUUGGUUGAUGAAACUGGAAAUCCAACUGGUGGGUUGUUUGGCACAGCUGUAGCUACCAUGGGAAUGCUUAGCACUGCAGCUUAUGUUCUCACCAUGGAUAUGUUUGGUCCAAUAGCUGAUAAUGCCGGUGGAAUUGUUGAGAUGAGUCAGCAGCCUGAAAGUGUUCGGGAGAUUACUGAUGUUCUUGAUGCUGUUGGGAAUACAACAAAAGCUACCACUAAAGGAUUUGCCAUCGGAUCUGCUGCACUUGCAUCUUUCCUUCUGUUCAGUGCUUAUAUGGAUGAGGUAGCUGCAUUUGCUCAAGCGCCAUUUCACCAGGUUGACAUUGCCAUUCCUGAAGUAUUUGUAGGUGGAUUGUUGGGCUCUAUGCUAAUAUACCUAUUUAGUGCAUGGGCCUGUGCUGCAGUUGGUCGAACUGCUCAAGAGGUGGUUAAGGAAGUAAGAAGACAGUUUAUUGAGAGACCUGGUAUCAUGGACUACAAGGAAAAACCAGAUUAUGGUCGAUGUGUAGCCAUUGUCGCUUCUGCAUCUUUGAGGGAGAUGAUAAAACCUGGAGCUUUGGCUAUCAUAUCACCUAUAGUUGUUGGUAUUGUGUUCCGGAUUUUGGGAUACUACGUGGGGCAUCCUCUACUUGGGGCUAAAGUUGUGGCUGCCAUGUUGAUGUUUGCAACUGUCUCUGGUAUUCUUAUGGCUCUUUUCCUGAACACCGCUGGUGGUGCUUGGGAUAAUGCGAAGAAGUACAUAGAGACAGGGGCUCUUGGAGGCAAAGGGAGUGACUGUCACAAAGCAGCAAUUACCGGUGACACUGUAGGAGACCCAUUCAAAGACACAGCAGGACCUUCUCUCCAUGUUCUAAUCAAAAUGCUUGCAACUAUAACGCUCGUCAUGGCUCCUGUUUUCCUGGAAGCAGGCGGUUUUCCUCAAUGGAUGAGUUCAGUUCAGUUCAGCUCACGAAAAAGAAAAAGCCAUGUCCUAAUCCAGGAUUUCGUUAGGAGCUUGGCUUUUCCUUCAAUACGGACAUCAAUGGAAAAGCCUGCCACUCCAAACCAAUCUCAAAUAUCAUCAGCUUCAGAGGAAAGGAAUGGCAACACACAGAAGAGAAAGAGGCUACCAAACGCGAGAGAGCUGAUAGCUCACUACGAGUCUCAGGGCAUGGAAACCCAAGAAGCUUCCGUCAAAGUCAUCGAAGAUCUCCAGAACGUGCUCUUCAGGGUAGUCACCUCCAACAGAGGAGGCAAAAACAACGGCGGCAACGGCAACAAAAAGGGCAAUUCCAUGGCCGAAAUCUCCAGGAAAUUGGAUGUAAUUAACGCUCGCCUGGUGAAUCUUGAGAUGAAAGUUGACUCCAAGCCUGGGUACCCCGAAAGCCUCGCGAUCGGAGUCGCUUCCGGUGCUGUUCUUCGCGGGAUUGGGGGUGUUCUUCCUCAUGUGGCUGGGGCUUUUGGACAGAUUUGGAAUGCUGUUCGCUCCGCUACGAAGAUUAACCCCUCUUCUUCUUCUUGAACUAUCGAUCGAUCUAUCAAUGAAAUGGUAUCUGCUUUAAUUUCUCUCUGUUCAGAUUGCUUUUUGCUCC